AUGCAUUCAUGUUGCUUUAAAACAGACUUGAACCACGACCUUGGAGUGAGAGGGGAAACAUGUCUAGUUUGGUCGGCUAACUUACGUGCACAGAAGAGAUUGGCCGCAUCCGUUUUGGGAUGUGGUGAGAGAAAGAUUUGGCUCGAUCCUAAUGAAACUUCAGAGAUUGCUCAGGCUAACUCCAGAUAUGCCGUCAAGAAGUUGUACAAGAAUGGUACUAUUGUGAAGAAGCCAGUUGUUAUGCACUCUAGAGCCAGUGCUAGAGCUUACACUUUGGCUAAGAGAGGUGGUAGACACAUGGGUUACGGUAAGAGAAAGGGUACCGCUAACGCCAGAAUGCCAUCCGAGGUUUUAUGGAUGAGAAGAUUGAGAGUGUUGAGAAGACAGUUGGCUAAGUACAGAGCUAAUGGCAAGAUCGACAGACACUUGUACCACUCUUUGUACAAGUCUUCUAAGGGUAACAUUUUCAAGCACAAGAGAGCCCUUAUCGAGCAUGUCAUCCAAGCUAAGGCUGAGGCUGCUAGAACUGCUGCUCUUCGUACAGAGGCCGAGGCCAGAAGACUUAGAAACAAGGCUGCUAGAACCAGAAGACAGGACAGAUUGGAUGAAAAGAAGGCUGUGAAGGCUUAA
Messenger RNA from Brettanomyces bruxellensis, 630 nucleotides. It is a transcript of the gene RPL19A, whose product is annotated as 60S ribosomal protein L19A. Bases 1 to 630 code for a protein of 209 amino acids. The record is from RefSeq and is a predicted model, not a curated record. The transcript is spliced from 2 exons. Gene Ontology annotation, biological process: translation. Gene Ontology annotation, cellular component: cytosolic large ribosomal subunit; ribosome. Lineage: Eukaryota; Fungi; Ascomycota; Pichiomycetes; Pichiales; Pichiaceae. Gene Ontology annotation, molecular function: RNA binding; structural constituent of ribosome.